AUGAAGCUCCUACAACAGGCUCCCGUCAUUGCAUUUUUGAGCCAUCUCAUUACAGUUUCUGCUAUGAAACAUUAUGUUUGUCCAUUUUCGGCUCGGUUUACGGAGGCCGAAAUCAAUCAGUUCCGGAACGAAGUAAUUGAAAGGCGAGCGACUUCUUUGCAAGUCUAUGGUAUGCAUGAUGGCGCACCACUCUAUGAAAUCCGGCAACAGACUGUAGGAGAGGAGACACACUACUUCCUACUAAAGGUAAAUCUCAGCACUGGGCAUUUCCAAGUGGUGGAGAAGAACAAUGAUGGCUUUCAUGAGUGUAGACUACAGUAG
Blumeria graminis f. sp. triticale is the source of this 321-nucleotide messenger RNA. Lineage: Eukaryota; Fungi; Ascomycota; Leotiomycetes; Helotiales; Erysiphaceae. The record is from the annotation of a GenBank genome assembly.